Armigeres subalbatus is the source of this 2526-nucleotide messenger RNA. RefSeq names its product protein Cep78 homolog. Gene Ontology annotation, cellular component: centrosome. Gene Ontology annotation, molecular function: protein binding. The coding region runs from base 497 to 2404 and encodes 635 amino acids. The record is from RefSeq and is a predicted model, not a curated record. The transcript has 3 exons. Lineage: Eukaryota; Metazoa; Arthropoda; Insecta; Diptera; Culicidae.
GGCGUUGAACGUUGAGUAGGACUGGAAGCAAUUGGCUCAGGAGUUUUAACUCGAGCCCAGUGGAGAAGGAGACUCCAUUCAGCGUAGGCUCAUCGAGUAGGAGCUGUAGCUUUACAAGUUUCAAGUAUUGAGUAAGUAAUCCUAGUAUAUAGUCUAAUUUAUGUAAUUUGUAUAAUAAUUACACCAGUGCCAGUGCCAGUCACAAACAGUAGUAGAAAGAUGUGACAGGGACACAAAAAAGGAAGACCACUGCACGUAUAUAGAUCCGAGCCUGCCUUGUUUUUGUAUGUACAAAAAUUACUGCAUCAGAUCUGAGAUCGAAAGCAGAUCAAAGACAUAAUAUUAUUCAUACGCAUCGCAGCAAUCGACUCUCGGCAAAUGGCAUUUUUCAAGCCCCAUAUUGAUCGGCUGUCACAUCUCUGAGUUUUGCUCUUCGAUAAAGUACUAUAAAAAUCGGUUCAAAUUUUCUUUUGAUUGCCUCCCACACCCACUGAAAAUGAAUUCCGACUGCAUAACAUCGAGCUGCAAUCGUCGUCGUUCGCGAAAUUUUUACCGCCGAUAUUUGACGCUAUGCAGGGCGAAAAAUGUGGCUCCGUUAGCAGACCUGGCUGGCAAUGCCGGCGGAGGAGGUUCCGGUGUUCACAAGUCCAAAGUGAACCAUUCGUGCCGAACGGUAGAUUUCUUCGGCGAUCGUUUCAGAGAAGUGGACUGGCAGCUGAUUAUCGAUGCACUGGGCGAGGACUCGUCGUUGGAAGUGCUGGGCAUUCGCCUUCGCAAGGUAUUCGGCGAAAUAGUCGAGAACGGAUACCAUAGAAUAGACGGCGUGGCUGAUCGACCCGUUAUUCUAACAAAACGCCUAUUUACUAGACUGGUGGAUAGUUUGCAGAACUUUCUGAAGAACAACCAGAGCGUAAGCGUUUUGAUUCUUGAAGCCAUCCCCGUUCAAGGUAUACACAUGGCGGCUUUCGUUGACGGUUUGCAACAUAGUUGGUCCUUAACUCAGCUCAGCUUGUCGCGUAGUGCAAUCGGUGACGAAGGCUGUGAAGCCAUCUGUAGUGUUGUAAUGCAUUUGCACAAACUUGAAUCACUUAACAUGUCUGCGUGCCAAUUGACGACUAGAGGAUGCCGUGCUGUAGCCGAAUUGGUAAAAUACCAGAAAAUAAAACGAUUCGCUCAAAGCUGGGAGCACUCGCUGCGGUAUGGAGAUGUUGACGUCGAGGAAAUGCAGGGAUUAAGAAUCGUGUCACUCAGCUCCAACACGGGUAUUGGCGAUGAAGGACUUAAAGAGUUAACAGAGGUUCUCAAAGACGACGAAUGGAUCCGGCAAGUAUUAUUCAGGAACUGUGGUUUGACAGACUCCGGUGCAAAAUUGCUAGUAGACUGCCUGAAUUUUAACAAAACUAUCAAGAAAUUUGAUAUACGAAGCAAUUCGGGUAUCUCAAAUGAAGCUCUCCAUGAAAUACGCAUAAAAUUAGGGGAAGAGGUGGAAUCAUCUGACAGUAGUCAAUCGGUGCCGGAAACUCAGGUACCCGGACCGAUAAAGCUUAAAGCUUCCGAACAGCUUAUUUGUCUUCAGCACCAGUUAUCAGUGGAGCGAAACAAGGUGGCUCAGAUGCAAUUGCUUAUCGAACAGCUGCAAAAUCAAUUGCACCUGCAACAGGAACAGUUUGCUCUUCAGAUGAAUAAUGCGAUGCAAGAACGUAAUGCAACUAUCAAUCAGCGCGAUAAAUUACUCAACAAAGUGCAGCGAUUGGAGAAGGUGCGGCCAAAAAGUAAAAGAACCAAGUUACGUAAGAGCAAGAGCGCUGCUUUGCCGUCGGAUUUGUUUAGAAAUAAUUCUGCAGAAAAUCCUGCUUUGGCCAAUGGGCGUUCCUUCCAUGGCACCAAAUCGGAGAUGGCGUUUCAUUCACAUCGCGAACGACGCUUGGAAUUAUCUAGUGGAGGUACUGCGAAGCGACCGCAUGUUAUGGAACGUGCCAUCGGCGACAGUGGCCUCAACUCUCAGUCGAACCAGAAUGAAUUGGCUAAAAUGUUUUGUCUAACGCAAAAUGAGCGCGAGGAAGAAGGUUUCGGCGAUAUCGGUUGCUCGAAGGUGACUGUCAGAAGAGCGAAACCCGACAGGCAGCAUGGGAAUCGGACACAAUUAAAUGACAUAGCUGAGUACAGUGGAGAUGAAUAUUUUGCCCACGUCGAUGAAGCCGCCGACCAACAGCGUUUGGGGAAUGGUUCAAUGAGUAAAAACUUAGGGGCACAUAAUGAAGAUGAAGUCUACGAUGAUGGCAGUUUCGGAAAUUCUUUAUCCGGAGCUGAUCUUCUGAAAGUAAUCGCCAGACAGAGGUCGAAAGAACGCAUGCACGAUACCCAAUCUCUAUUCAUGAGCAUUUUCAGUGGGGAUGAGAACUAGCCCUGACUUAGUAGGAAUAUCGAAAAUGUUUUAUUUUUUAAGAAAGUAUAGCUUUUGAUAUAGCCGUAAAAAUAAAAUUUGUUGUGCAGGAAACUUGACUUUGUUUUUUGAAUAUCAUUCGC